AUGAUCGUUGACCUCACGCACACCCUCUCGACGACAGGCCCGAUGUCCGCGUGGCCAGGCCACCCGACCUACUCGGCCGUGCAGACGUGCUGCAUCCCACCCGACCCGUCCAACGUACACGCGAUCUCCCUCGGCACACACACGGGCACGCACAUUGACGCGCCGUUCCACUUCGUCCCGCACGGCGCGAAAGUCGCCGAGCUCGAUCUCGCGCUGCUCGUCGCGCGCGCGGUGGUCGUCGACGUGCGAGGGAAAGAGCCGUGCGGCGCGAUCAGCUGGGGGGAUCUCGAGCGGUGGGAGGCGCAGAUAACGGAGGGCGUCGUUGUGAUUUUUUGCACCGGGUGGUCGCGGUAUUGGGGCCAACCGGACUAUGCGAACCAUCCGUAUGUCGAGGUCGAGGUUGCAGAGAAGCUGGUGGCGAGGGGAGUACGUGUCAUUGGGAGCGAUACGUUCAGCCCGGAUCAGCAUCAGAACGACCGAGCUCCGGAUGAGGUUCACCGCGUUAUAUUGGGUAAUGGAGGGGUUAUUGCAGAGAACUUGUGCAACCUGGAGCAGGCGCUGGACCUGGAGGCGCCUACUAUCAGCCUGCUACCCCUGAAACUAGAUGCAGGCGACGGAGCGCCUGUUCGUGCGGUUGUUUGGUCGCCCUAA
This is a messenger RNA of Coniophora puteana RWD-64-598 SS2, 651 nucleotides long. Its product is annotated as putative cyclase. NCBI's taxonomy places the organism in Eukaryota, Fungi, Basidiomycota, Agaricomycetes, Boletales, Coniophoraceae. The record is from RefSeq and is a predicted model, not a curated record. The coding region runs from base 1 to 651 and encodes 216 amino acids. Gene Ontology annotation, molecular function: arylformamidase activity. The transcript has a single exon.